This is a messenger RNA of Anarrhichthys ocellatus (wolf-eel), 4380 nucleotides long. RefSeq names its product ankyrin repeat domain 13A (gene ankrd13a). Gene Ontology annotation, cellular component: cytoplasm. Gene Ontology annotation, molecular function: protein binding. NCBI's taxonomy places the organism in Eukaryota, Metazoa, Chordata, Actinopteri, Perciformes, Anarhichadidae. The coding region runs from base 423 to 2228 and encodes 601 amino acids. The record is from RefSeq and is a predicted model, not a curated record. The transcript is spliced from 15 exons.
CUGACGAUUCCCUUUUUUUCUAAAGGCGAUGGUUUUAUUUACAAAUCAUGUUUCUGUCGUGUAUUUAUUUUGCACGGACUUAAUUGUUAUUACACAUAAAUUGAGUUCCGUUUGAAGGGCACGGUAGGCGAUCUUAAUUAGAUUGUAUUAAGUAGAUUGUCGUCUAUCUCUAUAUAGGACACCCCUGUCACUACUGGGUUGUUUCUGGUCCUACUUCCUCGUUCAAAAGUUUUAUUUUGACGAACUCUUGGUGAAAAGUUGGACACUGGUUUCGAUAUCUCGACGUUGUUAUUGUCAAAUAUUAAGGGCGUAGGUCAUAUGUAUGGUACAGUUUUAAGUAGCGUGUAGCUAGCUAUCUCAGUUUGACCCAUGGCUGUGAUUGUUAGGCUAACGUUGCACUGAGCGGAUCCGUAAAGAAGAAGAUGUCCACGGCUAAUGUUAGCGAAGACAUCCGAGGGAAGUUCCCCCUCCAUUCCGCAGUGUGGGGGAAUGACUACCGGACGCUGGAAGAACAAGUAACGUUACCACAGAAUGAGAUUGAGGCUGUGGACCCCAGAGGUCGGACACCUCUGCACCUGGCUGUGUCGCUCGGGCACCUGGAGUCAGUGAGAGUCCUUCUGAGACACGGUGCUGAAGUGACUAAAGAAAACUGCAUGAACUGGACAGUGCUGCAGGAGGCAGUGAGCACCGGAGAUCCAGAGAUGGUUCAGUUAGUGCUUCAACGCAGAGACUACCUCAAAGCCUCCACUGCCCUGGGAGGAGUGCCUGAGCUGCUGUCAAAGAUCCGAGAGUCUCCAGACUUCUACAUGGAAAUGAAGUGGGAAUUCACCAGUUGGAUCCCUCUUCUGUCCCGGGUUUGUCCAAGUGAUGUUUGUCGCAUUUGGAAAAGUGGCGCCAGCCUGCGAGUGGAUGCCACUCUUCUUGGCUUUGAAAACAUGACUUGGAUCAGAGGGUGCAGAAGCUACAUCUUCAGAGGAGAUGAUUCGUGUGCAGAGUUGAUAGAAGUGAACCACGACGAUAAAGUCGUGGAAACUGAACGCUUCAAUAUAUCCCAAGAAAUCGAGGAUGUCACGCUAGAGUCAAUGCAGCCAGCCGAGCAGGAAGUUGCCAAAAGGUUGACCACUCCUAUUGUCAACACCUAUUUGGACACCAAGGACAUUGCUUUUGAGAGGAACAAGUCUGGGGUGUGGGGCUGGAGAGCUGACAAAACGGAAAUGGUCAAUGGAUUUGAAGCAAAGGUUUUCAGUGUGAACAAUGUGAAUGUGGUCAUCAGGACGAGGACAGAGCAUCUGACAGACGAGGAGAAAGCCAGGAUAAAAAGUGAAAGGAACAUCUUAGAGUCUCUGCUUGGAACUGUGGAGCAGCACAUAAGUGCACAAGGGGACCUGACUCUUGAGUAUGCAACUGCCACCAAUCCCACUGCCAUCACGCCAGAGGAAUACUUUGAUCCUGACUUUGACCUGGAGAACAGAGACAUCGGCCGACCCAUUGAACUGAGCAUUCGAACACAGAAGUUCAAAGGUACAUUGUGGAUGAGCGAGGAACAUCCUCUGUCUCUGGUGGAGCAGGUAACCCCCAUUAUCGACCUCAUGGCUCGGACCAGUUCCCAUUUUGCACGUCUACGAGACUUUGUAACCCUGAAGUUUCCUCCUGGAUUUCCUGUUAAAUUAGAGAUUCCCCUGUUUCAUGUGCUGAAUGCCAGAAUUACAUUUGAUAAUGUCAAUAAAUGCAGUACUGAGGAGCAGGCGAACACAACACCAGCAGCCACACCAACAUCCUCAGGAGAAGAGGAGGAAGCUGCAGCACUGCCUCAGUUCCAGGUUUGUCCUUCAGUGUUUGAGGUGCCCGUCCAUUAUCAUCGCAGAGGAGGCAGCCGACACACACCCGUGUCCAACAACGACGAGGAGCUUCUGCAGUACGCCAUCCAUCAGAGCCUCCUGGAGUCUCGCACUGCGCCGGGCCAGGAGGGGAUUUUGGAUCAUGGUGAUGGGGAAUUCACUGAUGUAAUGCCCAGUAGCCAGAGUGACAGGAGUAUCCCAGAGGGGGUGCUAGUGGAAUUUGGAGACACCCCCAGCCCUGUCAGCUCCCCCUCCGCCUCAAGCCCCGAAUCGGAGCUUCGCCUGGCCAUGGAGCUCUCUGCACGAGCUCAAGAGGAAGAGGACAGGAUGAGGAAGCAGGAGGAGGAAGAGCUGGAGAUGAUCUUGCAGCUAUCACUGACUGAGAAGUAAAAUGAAUAAGAGGGAAUAAUAAUAAUGCAAACUUAUCCAGAAGAAACCACCACACCUCAAUGUUCCUUCCUAACCGCUGUCGUCAUCUAUGCAACUGCAGGUUUCUUUCUGUACCAGAUCAGUGUUGCACAGGCAAUAUCAGAAUCUCGCUGUCUAUUUUUGGUAAGCGCAUACUCCUUUAUACAUUUAUAUCUCAGCAUAGCGUGUCUCCAUCCUCAAGCUCAAUUCAAGAACUCUUUCAGAUAAUAUCAGGUCGGUUCUACUUUUUAUUCAUUUCCUGUCCGAAUCUGAAUCACAGCAGCAUCCAGAGUGGGGCCAAAUCAGUGUAGUUAUGGUUCUAUGAACAAAAUGACAACUCAAGGUGACUUCAUGUUCUGACUCUCAAAUGUGGCGCUUGAGGUCCAGAGCACUGUUUGUUGUUUCAUGCCAGCUGCUGCAUCAGUCCCUGGUGUUUGGAUGGCUUAGAACAGCCUCACACAAUAAAAAGCUGAUAGUGCUGUGGACCUAAAGAGACAGAUGAGUGUUGUCACUCUGAGGUCUUCCUACAGAGUCACUUUUUUGAGGACCGUGAACUCACUGAAUAACAGAAAUCUCAGGGUUCCAAUUUUACACAUUUUACUUUGGAAUUAAAUUUAAAUGUAACGGAAAUGUUUCUUUGGUGUGAAAUGGUGUCCCUCAUGCAUAUCUACCAUAUCAAUAUUGAUUCAGAAAGCUGAGUUAAUUGAGUCAAAGUUUCAUAAGUAAAUGAUUUGUCUUGUACUUUGUGAAUGUACACUCUACAGAUGGGUAAACGGAGGCAUGCUGCUGUGAGAGAACAUGUAAAUCAAAUGCAUGGUAACGUUCUAUCUUUGCUGCAACGAGGAUGGGGGGGGGGGGAAAUUAACUUUCCCGGUCUGAUUUUUAUUGAACAUUUUCUCAGAUUUCAUUAUUUUUGUUAACCGUCACUGAGUAACUGCACCUCAGUUCAAAAAGUCAACAGCCGAGAACAGUCUGUCUGUGGAUUUAUAGCCGUCAUGCAGUUUUAAAAGCAGUCACACAACUAAUGCUGCAGAGAUUAUUUAGAUUUCCAAAGGCAGUCUAUUCGCUUUUUGUAGCCACAAACAACUCUGGACCUCUGAGCAGAAGAAAAGACGGCACAGACUCUCAAGAUCAAGCAUGUCCGCCAUAUUUAGGAUUAUUGUCUUCAGCACGUGCCAAGGGACUUUGAUCUGGAACCGCUUGGUGGGGGCAAGAGGUGGUGACAAUUGUGGUGCCACUAAACUGUUGAACAAAUUUUUUUUUUAAAUUUUGUAACUUAAAAAGAAGAUGACGAGGUUUCAUUGACACCAGGGUGAUGCUGAGUGACGCGCAUUAACCACUAUAGUUGCUUUCACUGACAACCAACCACUUAUCCAAGGUCUCUGUGUAGCUGUGUCUGACAGUCGGGCUGCAGCUGAAGGACUAAUUAUUAUUAUUAUUAUACGACGCUCAAUUUUCCAAACUGCUGAACCGUCGACUUUAAAAAGGCUAGCUUUGGUUAAUUUAAUGCAGGUCUUUGUAAUGCACCGUUCCAGCUGCAAACUUGUUUUUUUUUUUUAAUGUUUUAAAUUUUAAGAAAAUGUUCUAAAAUAAAAGCACUUUAUUUCCAUGAGGCUAAAUGUGUUUUAUUUACAGAAACACAGCUGGUAACAAAGGAGACCACCGUAUAUGCUUUUCUACUGUAAUUAGUUGGGUUUCUAUAUUUAUUGUCAGGUCCAGUGUUGACCUCUUGAGGAUAACAUGAUCAUGACAUGAUUCAUCUGCGUUGAAUAGAUUUUGUUUGGCUAUAGCUGCUAAAUACGGUCCUUCCACUAACGAUAAACAAAAAAUAGAAUAUAUGUUGUCUAAAUUAUCAUUUAGAUUGGGAGCCAGUUUCAAUGACAUGAUUUCUAAAUUGAUAUACGGAUUACUUCAUUUUAUUGUGUAUUAUUUUUGUUUGUUUGAUCAACAGCUAUUUGUCGAGCUUCUUUAUCACAAAAUCAAGUACAAAGAAGGAAAUGGACGCCUUCAUCUGACUAAUCAACCCUGAACAAAAUGAUGAUAUACAAGAUUAAUAGUUUUAUUUCAAGGGAAAAUAGUUAUUUCUUUGUAUAAAUAAUAAAUGACUCCACCUUUAUUAGUACUAUAUUUCCUU